Molecule: messenger RNA, 1847 nt
Organism: Cuscuta europaea
Lineage: Eukaryota; Viridiplantae; Streptophyta; Magnoliopsida; Solanales; Convolvulaceae
Source: the annotation of a GenBank genome assembly
CGUGCCAAUGUCUUUUACCUCCAACUGUUUCCUUCCAUGACCUGGUUUAAUUAGGUCGGUCAGAUGAAAAUAAACCCUAAUCGUAGCUCUCCUCUAUUCCUCGUCUUUGAGCAACUGCUUCACAGGGCUAGGGUUGGGAGAAGCACCAAAAUCUCCUGGUUCUCCCUCAAAAUGGCGUUUCUCAGUUAUAUUAUCGGCUUUAUUGCGAAAGGGAUACAGAAGCGAGAGGAGGAGGGAGGGAAUGAAGAUUAGACACCACACCGAGAGCAACUGGUCGGGAAGAUAGAGAGAGGAACACAACAAGAGGCUCGAUCGAUUGCUGAGACUGUUUUCUCUCGCUCGAUCUUUCCGUCGUUGUUAUCUACUAGCAGAAUUUUCUUAAUAUUUUCGAUCAAUUGCUCGUUCUUUUUCCCCAGAUUCCCGACGAGCUCUAAACGUUGCUGCGAGUGUUCUUUGGGGGUAUCCCGGAGGCGAAAAGAUGUUUCUUUCUACAUCAAACAUGAAGCCUUACCUAUAUCCUUGUUCAUCUCUUUGUCUCAAAGAGAGACAUCAGUGUAAUUUCAACUCUUUCUCUGCUAUCAAACAAAUCCAAGGCCUUAAACACGUUGGAUGUUUUGCUACCUCAAGUGAACCUGAUAAUAUGGACAGGAAUGCUAAAAAAAAAGUCCCUCCAAGGACUAGGAAAAUGAAGUCCAAAGCUUUAGAAGGUUUAGGUAUAGAAUCUAGUAAAAAAAAUCCCACUACAAUUCCUAAGAAGCCCAGACGUGGUCGUAGGAGUGAAUCAGCUGCAGUUGAGGAUUUCGUGCGGGAUUCUCUUGAACGUACCUUUGCAGCUAUAAGGGAGAAAAAUCCAGAUAUCAUGGAAGGCAAAGGAGACAUCUUGAAAGACCGCAUGGCUGCAAUUCAUGACGUUGGUUGUAGUAGCGGUGACAGUGACGAGGAAGCCGCUGAUGGUGAAACUAAAGAAAAGGAGAUGGUGGUUGAGGAAGAGGACCCAGAUUGGCCUCUGGAUGCAGAUGUGGGUUGGGGAGUUAGAGCAUCAGAAUAUUUUGAGAGACAUCCGAUAAGAAACAUUGUUGGGGAAGAUGGUGUUGAGAUUAAUUGGGAAGGAGAACUUGAUGAUUGCUUGGUGAAAGAAAUCAAUUGUCUUGAGUGGGAAAGUUUUGCUUUUCAUCCUAGCCCUCUGAUUGUCCUUGUUUUUGAGAGAUACAAAAGUGCGAGUAAGAACUGGAUAGCUCUCAAGGAACUAGAGAAAGCUGCCAAGGUGUACUGGAUGGCCAAGGAUCGAUUGCCUCCUCGGACAGUCAAGAUAGACAUCAAUAUUGAAAGGGAUUUGGCAUAUGCUCUAGAUGUUAAAGAAUGCCCCCAAAUAUUGUUUUUGCGAGGAAACAGCAUUGUACACCGGGAAAAAGAGAUGCGAACAGGAGAUGAGCUGGUUCAGAUGAUCGCACAUAUUUACUACAAUGCCAAAAGGCCUGCAUGUUUUAACAACUAGGUACACCUCCACAAUCACUCCCAGAUGGUAACUUAUUGGUUCCGUAUUAUUAUAAGGUUUUGUCUUCGGUUCCAAUUUCGUCUUAAAAUUUAAUUAUAACAACUUGUUAUGUUUUCUUAUGCAAGUAGUAAUAAAAUAUGAUGAUAGUUUUGGAAUUUCAUCUCAUGCAUGUGAGGACGUGAGGUCGGACAAAUGUCUUAUAGAGCAUCAAGAAUGUAUUGAUAGGAAUGCACACUUAUUUAUUUCUAGGGGGUGGGGGUGGGGGUGUAAGAGCUGUUCAGUCAGCUGUUUGAGUAACCAUGUACAUAUUAUACUAUUAUCAAUGUUCGAAAUUGCUAUGAACUGAUUUUGG